Messenger RNA from Dentiscutata erythropus, 308 nucleotides. The record is from the annotation of a GenBank genome assembly. NCBI's taxonomy places the organism in Eukaryota, Fungi, Glomeromycota, Glomeromycetes, Diversisporales, Gigasporaceae.
UUUAUGGAUUAUCAUCACCACAAGAUAAUAAUGGAGAACCACCACCUAAUCCAUUAAAGUGUAAUGACAGAUUAAAUUUAUUAGACCAUCAUUUGGUAAUAUUAUUAGAAAUAUUUAUAGAUGCAGGAUUGCUUGAUGCAUUAGUUGAAAUUAUUGAAGAUAAAAACCAACUAUUAGCUCGUAGGGCAACUCUUUUCAUUGGUGAAAUACUUCAAUUAGCUAAUAGAUUAUUAUCUGUAAAUAGAUCAAUAAAAAUACAGUCACUUCCCAAACUUUUUAAUUUAGCCACAAAAUUUGAUAAUGAAAUA